Messenger RNA from Oryzias melastigma (Indian medaka), 1483 nucleotides. RefSeq names its product tropomyosin 2 (beta) (gene tpm2). The transcript has 9 exons. The record is from RefSeq and is a predicted model, not a curated record. Gene Ontology annotation, biological process: muscle contraction; actin filament organization. The coding region runs from base 167 to 1021 and encodes 284 amino acids. Lineage: Eukaryota; Metazoa; Chordata; Actinopteri; Beloniformes; Adrianichthyidae. Gene Ontology annotation, cellular component: actin filament. Gene Ontology annotation, molecular function: actin filament binding.
AGGCGCGCGCUCCUGCAGCUGCUCCCUUUAUUCCUGUCCUGUCCACGAGCGCCUGCGGAGCCGUGCGGUCCAGUCCAGUCCACAGCGCAAGACGGUCUGCUCCCCCACAGAACGAGACCCGCACAGAACCCGCUGCUAGAGCUGCUGAGAGAGCCCACGAGGAACCAUGGAGGCCAUCAAGAAGAAGAUGCAGAUGCUGAAGCUGGAUAAGGAGAACGCCAUCGACCGCGCGGAGCAGGCGGAGGUGGACAAGAAGGGAGCAGAGGACAAGUGCAAGCAGCUAGAGGAGGAGCUGCUGGGCCUGCAGAAGAAGCUCAAAGGAGUUGAAGAUGAGCUGGACAAAUACUCCGAGUCUCUGAAGGAUGCCCAGGAGAAGCUGGAGCAAGCGGAGAAAAAAGCAACAGACGCUGAGGCUGAGGUGGCGUCCCUGAACAGGCGCAUCCAGCUGGUAGAGGAGGAGCUGGACCGAGCCCAGGAGAGACUGGCCACCGCUCUGCAGAAGCUGGAGGAGGCGGAAAAAGCUGCUGAUGAAAGCGAGAGAGGGAUGAAGGUGAUAGAAAACAGAGCAACAAAAGAUGAGGAGAAGAUGGAGAUCCAGGAGAUGCAGCUGAAGGAGGCCAAACACAUCGCAGAGGAAGCUGACCGCAAAUAUGAGGAGGUCGCACGCAAACUGGUGAUUCUGGAGGGAGAUCUGGAGCGCUCAGAGGAGAGGGCAGAGGUGGCCGAGGCGCGGGGCAGAGAGCUCGAGGAGGAGCUCAGACUAAUGGACCAGAAUUUGAAGUUGAUGAUGUGCGGCGAGGAAGAGUAUUCCCAAAAGGAGGACAAAUUUGAGGAGGAAAUUAAAGUUCUCACUGAAAAAUUGAAGGAGGCUGAGACCCGUGCAGAGUUUGCAGAACGAUCUGUGGCCAAGUUGGAAAAGACCAUUGAUGAUCUGGAAGAGAAUUUGGCUCACGCCAAAGAAGAGAACCUGGAGAUGCAUCAGGUGUUGGACCAAACCCUGCUGGAGCUCAACAACCUGUAGAGACCACCAGGUGAAAACAGCCCUAAAGAUAAGGGAGAACCAGAAGAAAAAAUAGUUAAAGCAUCCAAAGUGUUUUUUUAAAGGAAACAUCCUUGCAUUUAUCAGUCUGUCAGUCAGAGUUCUUCUGCUUCUGUGGCCACCUCUGUGACAGACGGUGGAGUUUUUGAAGUGUCUUCCAGCAGAUGUUGCACAGCUAAUGUAGUAUUGUAGCCUAUCCAUCCAUAAAGUCAUAAGAUCACCAAUGACUCCUGAUCUCCAAUCCAUUUGGACUGUUGUUCAAUAAAAUAGGAAACUAUUGGGGAAAUAGAGGAUUUAGGAUAGAAGUUGACCAAACAAACCUGAACAAAUUCUUCAUGAAAUGUGGAUAUUGUUCCAUUCUUUCUACUGAUGAAAUCCAGAAUAUUGAAGUCAUGAGAACAGUUUCUGUAACAAAGACUAAAAAAAUAAAUGCUGUUAAAGUGA